Messenger RNA from Blastomyces dermatitidis ER-3, 2914 nucleotides. RefSeq names its product RanGTP-binding protein. The record is from RefSeq and is a predicted model, not a curated record. The transcript has 6 exons. Gene Ontology annotation, cellular component: nucleus; cytoplasm. NCBI's taxonomy places the organism in Eukaryota, Fungi, Ascomycota, Eurotiomycetes, Onygenales, Ajellomycetaceae. The coding region runs from base 302 to 2485 and encodes 727 amino acids. Gene Ontology annotation, molecular function: GTPase regulator activity.
CCAAAUCAGGCAGUUUGGGCCUAAGAACAAACAUCUGUCUAUCAAGAGGCCAAUAGACUAACUCCUCUGAUGCAUUCGGCCGUUGUGUAUUCUCCGUCCAUCAUGGUGCUGGCAAGCGAACUGACAAUACAUCUGUAUAGCAGCUUUAGAUCAUGAGAAACUUCCAUUGUACUAUAUUCUCUCUACUCGUCGAAACCCAAUCUCUCAGUCAAUCUUGUUAUCCGCGCGUACAUGAGUCGAUAGUGGUAGUAGUAUUCAUCUGCCUAGAAAGUUCAAUAUUACGGCAGCUUCUUUCCCGACAAUGGACGUAUUUCUUUCAAAGGUGACGCAGCAGGCAAUGAACUAUGCAAUCCGGUCGGGAAUCACCAUUACUGCUGGAUAUGCCAUCCGACAGUCCUCCAAGCUGCUGAAGACUGUUAGCGAUUCUGAACGAGCAGAACUGCAAACUCUCCAGGACCGUUUGCAGAACAAAAUAAAAAUAAUAUCGCCAGCCAUCGACAUGAUUGAAUUGAUAGCUGCCCGUGGUAAUACCUCUCUUGAAUCUGCAUUAGCACUUACCAAGGCUUUAAGGUGGGAUAUUCAACGCCUUGGUGAGCGGCUAUCGAAAGCUGUUUCUUUGGAAGAAUUGUAUCGACAAGGAGCAAUUCAAUCCAAAAGCCGCGCAAAACUCGAUGACGAGAUCAAAUUUAUUAUCAAGGAUAUCCGAAAUCUUCUUCAGAGAAUUGAAGAUGCAGUUCCCCUAAUAAACCUUGCCAUUACAACUUCUGGAGCUAGUUUGUCAACAUCCCUACCCGCUACGGUAUCGCCAUCACGAUUACUCCAGGCUAGUACAUUUUUAACCAGCGGGGAUACACAAUACUCCAUGUCCCCAUCGCAGCCCGUGCAAAUUGGCCCGACAUUUACGCUAUCAGUGUACAUGCUGUUUUCAGGGCAUAUUCGUCCUGUGGAUGAAGAGAGUGUCCGAAAUACUACUUGGAAGGAGGUAAUCCACAAAGCGAGGGUUAAGGUACGGCGUGUGCCUAUGGAUAUGAUAUUUUCAUCAUAUGCGAACCCACAUCAUCUACACGAACGGUCUAGUACGAGAAAUAUUCGUGGAGAAGCCAGGAUAGAUGAAUUUGCAUACCAAUUCCUCAUUAUCGAAGACCUCGAUGAUGGUCGUGUACAUACCGAUAUUGAAAAUGUUAGCAGUUAUGAAGAUGUUGCGCUUGCGGGGAUCAGGGAGAUAGUGCCUAUUCAUGAGAUUUCGAAGAUCUUCUACGCUGAUACUGGCAAGAUUCUUAAUAUUGGAAGUGAAGGAGAGACGAACAAUCCUGUACUGCUUUUGAAAAGGGACAUCAAUGCUAUCCCUCCUAGACGCAUGAUGGAUCAACGGGACGCUGAUUUCGACAAGUUUGGAGAUGAGGAAACAAGUGAAAGCUCAGAAGAUGAGGAACAAUCUCAGCUUGACGCACAGCUUUUAGGAGGAGAUUCUCCAUCACCCACUCACCAAUACGACCCAAAUGAGUCUCAGCAAUACAAAUUUCCACCAGGCCUAGACCUCGAGUGGAUUGCAUUUGAAGUCCACGACGAAAGUGACGAUUCGGACUCCGAAACCGAAGCGGAAUCCGAGCCGGAGCCUCCCGCCCCUUCAUCAACCGCAGCCUCAAGCUCAACUCACAAUUCCCGUUCCAAAUCUGUAGACCCGCAAAUAUCGGAAAAAAUGGCACAUCUUCACCUACGCACAGAAGACAAAUCAACGUCCUCCCCAUCGCUAACACCCACUCCACAGCGGCAAGUGGCACCCCAGCCAUCGCCACAACUACCCAACCAGCAAUCCACCCUUACUCACCCCCUCUUCAACAACAUCCGUACCUCCCUUUCCCUCCUCGAAACACUCCUCCGCCUAACGUCCCUCCAACAAUUUCAGCAACAAUCCCACCUCUCCAUCACCGAUGAACUUCUCAACUUCUUCCUGGAAGAGUCCUCCGCAACUGGCGCAGGCGGUGACGAACACCACCGCCAACGCGUGCGCACCGAAGCUCGCCGUAAAGUUGGCUGGGACCCAUACAACGAAAGUCCCCUGAAGCGACAUGGCGAGGAAUACCAAUACCAAAACAACGGUGCGGACUCUGAGUAUGAGCAAGGGCCGAUACAGUCAACUCGUAGCCCCGCAGCGUUGAGUCCCCGAGCGGCUGGAUGGACUUCCCCACUUAACAGCCCAUACCUGGGGUCACCCAGUGAAAUUCAACAGUUUGAUGGGCGCAGGAGGUCGUCUCGUCGUUCGAUAACGCCGCUAGAAGGUCCUAUCGAUUCGUCAGCGCCAGCUUCACCGUCCAUUCGCCCUCCCCCCCAGGGGGGUUGGCGACCUGCGACACUCAGAAGGCAACAGCCGCAACGGAAAGAGAGCCGUCAGUUGGUCCGCCCGGUGACGGGACAGAAGGAUGAAGAGCUAGGUGCUAGUCCCGGUUCGACACGAGCAAAUUCAAAAGAAGGGUCAGGUGGUUAGUUAAGCGGUGUUCGGUUUUUGCUUGUUUUGUACUGAUAAAAUGGAAGGAAAUUGAGAUAACUAUACGGUAAUGAAUUGAACGAGUGUUUAUGCAAGCGUUUUUCUCUAGAUCCUGGAGCAUUCUAGCUUUCCUAUCCCGUAGUGUGGGAUCUGUACCGUACGUUUCCGCUGUAGCGUAGCUGGAUAGAUCGUUGAAAAGCUAUAUAUUUUGAUUUACCAUAUCAACUUACUAGGGGGCAUGAAGCUGCUGAAUGGAGAUCAUGGCUAGGCGGAACAUCAAGCAGAUGUACGGGUUAACCUACCUCGAAAUAUGGUACAACUCGUAGGGUUUAAAUUUUUAUUAUUAGAGCCAUGAGCUGAAACAAUCUAUCAAUAAAACGCCUAGCUCAACCGUGUAGGUUAUGAAGUUUAACUCCUCAAACCGAAAAC